Messenger RNA from Aureococcus anophagefferens, 378 nucleotides. RefSeq lists its product as hypothetical. The annotation marks the transcript as partial. The record is from RefSeq and is a predicted model, not a curated record. The transcript is spliced from 2 exons. Lineage: Eukaryota; Pelagophyceae; Pelagomonadales; Pelagomonadaceae.
AUGGCCCCGGCGCACCAGUGGGCCCAGUCCGGCGGCGAGAUCUUCCUGAGCGUCAAGUUCGCCCACAAGUGGGACGCGCCGGCGACCCUGAUGCUUUUCCGGAACGCGCGCGCGCGGAACACUCACGUUGAAGCGACGUUGAAUCACCCUUUUGCUGCCCAGGUCGUCGUCAAGGCGUCCAAGGCCGAGAAGCGCUUCGUGCUCGAGGUGCCGCUGCUGCGCGAGAUCGACCCCGCGGCGUCGUCCUACGUGACGGCGUCCGUGGGCCGCAUGACCAUCACGCUGAAGAAGGCGUCGUCGCAGCGCGAGUGGUGGCCGCGGCUCAACAAGGACAAGGCGAAGCCGCCGAACCAGGGCGUCUGGUGGGACAAGCAGGAG